Ornithorhynchus anatinus (platypus) is the source of this 3652-nucleotide messenger RNA. It is a transcript of the gene HDHD2, whose product is annotated as haloacid dehalogenase like hydrolase domain containing 2. The coding region runs from base 107 to 886 and encodes 259 amino acids. Gene Ontology annotation, biological process: dephosphorylation. Gene Ontology annotation, molecular function: phosphatase activity. NCBI's taxonomy places the organism in Eukaryota, Metazoa, Chordata, Mammalia, Monotremata, Ornithorhynchidae. The record is from RefSeq and is a predicted model, not a curated record. The transcript is spliced from 7 exons.
AGGCGGCGGCGGCGCGCGUGCGCGGCUUGGCCCUGGUCCCCUUCCCCGGAGGCGGAAGAGGAAGAAGCGGCGGCGGUCGGCUGGGAGCACGGCUGUGGAAUGAAGGAUGGCAGCACGCCGGGCAUUAAAAGCUGUUUUGGUGGAUCUCAGUGGCACACUUCACAUUGAAGAUGCAGCUGUGCCGGGCUCACAGGAAGCUCUUAAAAGGUUGCGGAAUGCUUCAGUUGUCGUUAGGUUUGUGACAAACACAACCAAAGAGAGUAAACGAGACCUGCUGGAGAGGCUGAAGAAACUAGACUUUGACAUCACCGAAGAUGAGAUCUUCACAUCUUUGACUGCAGCUAGGAACUUGGUGGAGCAGAAGCAGGUCAGACCUAUGCUGCUGGUAGAUGACCGAGCACUUCCUGAUUUCCAAGGCAUACCAGUAAAUGAUCCCAAUGCCGUGGUCAUCGGAUUGGCACCAGAUCAUUUUAAUUAUCAAGUUCUGAAUCAGGCAUUCAGGUUGCUGCUGGAUGGCGCUCCCCUUAUAGCGAUACACAAAGCCAGGUAUUACAAGAGAAAAGACGGCUUAGCCCUGGGGCCCGGACCUUUCGUCGUGGGAUUGGAGUACGCUACGGACACCAAGGCCACCGUGGUAGGGAAGCCAGAGGGAACUUUCUUCUUGGAAGCUUUGCGGGGCGUCGGCUGUGUGCCGGAGGAGGCCGUUAUGAUCGGAGACGACUGCAGGGAUGACGUCGGAGGCGCCCAGAACGUCGGCAUGCUUGGAAUCUUAGUGAAGACCGGAAAAUACCGAGCAGCAGAUGAAGAUAAAAUUAAUCCACCACCCUAUUUAACCUGUGAGAGUUUCCCUCAAGCUGUGGACCACAUCUUGCAGAAUCUAGUAUGAGGGAUAAUGGGAAUCUGCACAAACUUGAAAUUGAAUUGUGAUGUUUCAGGAAUAAGCUGUCAAAAUUGAACGCCCAGAAAAAAAAAAAACCACACCCAGACACAUAUGUGAUCACAUUUAACCAACCUUUAUUGGCUUCUAUUUAGAGCAAAAAUAUUGAAAUGCAUCCAGUCACCAGGUCCAACUAAUUCUUCGUGUUUUUUAUGCUAAAGAAGGUGUAGUCUAAAAUAAGGAAAAGCUGAGAUUUUGGGGGUAGUUCUCAUAAAAUAUUCAUCAGGUCAGACAGCAGCAGAAGAGUUAAUCCACCACAGGGUGAAAGUUUGGCGAUGUAUUUCACUGCUGCUUUGGGCCAGGGUGGGGGUAAAGGGAAGGCGCUGGGAUUGUGACUGAAAUAGAAGGUUUUUUUUAAUUAUGAAAGAACACACUGAAAGGUGUAUCGAGGAGUAGCUUUUAAUAUUGAGUACAACUGUAGAAUCUAUCAAAUGUGCCAAACAAAGCAAUCUAGAAGGGAAACUGAAUUAAUUUUUAGACCAAGCGAUCAAGGAAAUUUGCUUUAAUGGAUGCUGAAAACUAGAUUAUCUACUGUAUUAUUCCCAACACGAGUGACUUCUUUUUCUCUUCAUUAGCCAGAGAUGACUAAUUUAAAUUUAGAACCUGAUUUUAAUUUAAAAUAAUAUUACCAUUAAUAACCUAUUCAUUGUAGAUACCUAUUAUACUGGGUAACAGUUGUUUUGGAAAUUUUAUGUAAAAUUAAAACUAUCAGUAUUUUACAGAUGUUUUAAUUAGACAUUGUUAUUAACAGGAACAGUGCAGAAACUAAAAUCAAGCCCUUAAUGUCUUAUAGACCAUACAUUUUUGAAGUUAGUGUCCACCGGGGUCCUAUUAGCUGUACAUUUGCAAGAUUUCAUUAUUUUUCCCUCUCACACUAUGGGAAAAAUCUUUUAGAAGCUAUUGGGACAAAUUCAAGCUUUUAUGUACUCGGUUAGUACAGCUGUAAAGAGGAAUUCUCAUUGUUUAGCACGGAUCAUUCUUCCUCCGCACGUUCAAUCCGCCAAAAUGAAAAGGGGACUGACUCGGUAAUGAUUUUCCGAGCACAUUUGCAUACAGUGAUAAUCCAAGUCCUUGGCAGUUGUUUUACAGGGCUCUUGGGCAUUAAAUUAUUAGAAUAUAAUCGUAGCAUUCACCUUAUGGAAAGUCUAGUUGGUGUUAAUGAGCUACAAGUUUGGAUACUUGUUCAGAGAACCAUCCUGGUCUUGGAGAAAGACACAGCUUUAUGAAAUGAGUUUAUCACAGUAUCGAGGUCCGGUGAAUCUGCAAGGGAAAGAGGGCUCCUUGAUUGUCCCAAGCUUCUGAGCGUGGAAUCACAUCACGGUUGCCUUUGCAUUCAGGGCAGAAAGAGAUAUAACUGCACCAUCCCCUUCCUUCACCUCCCACCUUUCACUCUCGAGCAGAUCAAAUCACUCCAACCCACAUUCCGAAGUACAGAGAGAAGGGCCACCAAAAGUCUCUCUCAACCCUGAGGAUGUUUAAAAGGUUCUUAGGACACUGGACAGGGAUGCCCAUGUGGGACUCCUGGAGUGGGUUUGGAAAAGAGGGUUGGUUAGCUUAGGACCUAUUUUUGGUCAACAGUCCUGGACAAGUCCAUGGCCGGAAAAGGAUGAGGCAGAGAGGAACUUCAUUUACUCAUAGGGUCAACCGGCCAACUGAAUGGGGGACGAGAACCUCUCCAAAGGAACUGCUCUGUUAGUCUCUGGUCUCAGGAGGAGCAUGGUUCUUAAAGUCUGCUCUGUUGGUAAACAAAAACUCUGUCCAGGCCUUUCUUUAACAAAUCAUAGAUGUAAAGGGAUUUGGGGGAAGAGGCCAAAAGCCUUUGUGGGGUUUUUUGUUUUUCUUCAAAAAAGAAGGAAGUAUCAGCUUGUUUGCCACCUUGAAGUGGGGCGGGGAGGUGGGGGUGGGAGGGGAGAAGGGUCCAGGUACUUCCGCAUUAUGCGUAUUAGGAUUGGACACUGCUCAAGAUUCCUUCCUAUAAAGGGAGGGACGUGGAUCGAAACGAGAUUCUGGCUGGAGGUGAGCAGAUUGGAAGGGUGACACCGAAGCCAUUCCAAUAGGUGGCUGUCAGUGGGGUGGGGUGGGGGUGCAGCUUUUCCCCCAUAUCCAGUUGGGACAUUUGACUGCAGUCAGAGGGACUUAAGUGAGCUAAUAGGAAGACUUUCCAAGGGGAUUGUGAGCCCUCUGAAUAUAUGGCUACAGAAGACUAAAACCUCCUUUGCCGGAGACUUCAGAGGAGAGAUAUUAUCGGGUAUUUGAAUGUGAUGAUUUAGGUGUAAACCUGCUAGGAGCUGGCAGUGGGGCUAGGGGCCCAUCGGAGGUCCCUUCCAGCCCGGAGAUUCUACGAUGGGUAUUUUAACAUUGCGGCUGGUUCCCAAAUGGAUGCUAGGAAUCUAAAAUUUAUUAGGGUAAUUUAAUUGUAAACUCUAGACUGUCAGCUCAUUAUGGGCAGGAAAUGUGUCUACCAACUGUUAUAUUGUUACAUAGUGCUCUGCACACAAUAAUACAAUUGACUGUGCAUCUAAAUAGCCCUACAGGGUUGGAGGGAGGAAUCAUGGCUGGGUCGAUUUACAUAUCGAUUCUGUCGACUUCGUAUCAGUUUGUAGGCUUAAAUCAAUGUACCACCUCUGUACCUACCUCUUUUUUCCUUAAUUUGGUUGCUCGUGUGCUUAAGUUAUCUACUGUAAUUUAAAUAAAAGCAAAUAGUUAAGGACCUAA